AUGCGAGAGGCCGGUCGAAGCAGAGACUUUCGUCUUGUGUUCGCAGCUUGCACCGAUUGCCGAUGUCUGAGGGAUUUCUUCUGUGGAUCGUGGCCAGCUGCUACCGAGUUUGUAGAUCGAUUUAUACAUGGUCUGCCAGCUAUGGAGCUUCGGGGCUGUAUCCCUCAUCUACUGUGUCUUUAUCGAGAUUUGACUGCUUUAGUACGUUCAAUUGUGGGCACACAGGGAGUUCUACACGGCCCUGUCCAAAUUGGAGAUUUGGCUCCACCUGUAGGCUUCGUUUCCGACUGGAUUGUUCACAAGUUUCGUGAACUAUCCAAGCGAGACGUGAGAAGGCUGCUUGGUAACACGACGUUCAAUUAG
This is a messenger RNA of Plasmopara halstedii, 363 nucleotides long. RefSeq lists its product as uncharacterized. The coding region runs from base 1 to 363 and encodes 120 amino acids. NCBI's taxonomy places the organism in Eukaryota, Oomycota, Peronosporomycetes, Peronosporales, Peronosporaceae. The record is from RefSeq and is a predicted model, not a curated record. The transcript has a single exon.